Messenger RNA from Paramacrobiotus metropolitanus, 2592 nucleotides. Its product is annotated as prolyl 4-hydroxylase subunit alpha-3-like. NCBI's taxonomy places the organism in Eukaryota, Metazoa, Tardigrada, Eutardigrada, Parachela, Macrobiotidae. Gene Ontology annotation, molecular function: protein binding; L-ascorbic acid binding; iron ion binding. The record is from RefSeq and is a predicted model, not a curated record. Gene Ontology annotation, cellular component: endoplasmic reticulum. The transcript is spliced from 5 exons. Gene Ontology annotation, biological process: peptidyl-proline hydroxylation to 4-hydroxy-L-proline. The coding region runs from base 1471 to 2532 and encodes 353 amino acids.
GCGGCACGGGUGGAACGAACGGUGGCGGCUCCGUCACCCACGGCACCGUCGGCCUGAACGUCCAAUUGCAAUCAGGCUUCACCAACGCUCUACCAUGAUCAAACAGCCAAUCCAUGAACACCGGUCGAGGCAGUGGGAUCUCCAUUAGCGGCGAAGCCGACAGCUAUGUUAAAGUGGAUCCCUUGCAGGACAUCAACGCCCCCAAUCAGGUGUACAUGGGGUUCAGUAGCGGCGGCUCCAACGGCAACGCCGCCACGGGAGCCCUCAGUAACCACGACCAGACCAAUAUUAAUUCCGGUAAUACGGUGCUGUACAGCGGAAGCUCCCAGAUUAACGGCAACGGUACCCAGGUCAGUCUAAGCAACAACGCCAAUUCGGGGGUCUCGCGCAGUCCCAUUACCACGACGACGCCGUGGACCACGUCCAUUGUGUACUGUACGUCGACGCCGUACUGCGGGCCGCCGUGUGUGAUGAACGAGGUGUGCUAUUGUGCGUGUCCACCGGUGGCGUCGGUCCCGUUGACGGGCAGUGCGUUGUCCAAGAUGCUGCUGGAUAAUCAUGCAACGGCGGCGCGAGAACGACCGGCGGUGGUUAAAGUACAGAAGCUAGUGUCGGGGCGAUGGCGAGAUGAUCCGGUCAAAUCCGUGUCGAAAGAUGUUGCGCUUAAGAAUUCUCGUAUGCGAAGUUGAAGUGCAGUCGAUUCAGUAUUACAGAAGUAUAUCAUUUACAUGGACAUACAACAGUAUUAAUAAUAAGUUUGUGAAUGUGCGUACGCUGUAAAUGAGCAUGCCGGGGAAAUGUCGAAAGCGCUGAGUAUGUUUAUUUGUCAAGUGCUUUUCGUGCUCGCUCUGCGUAAUGCGUCCAGUAUGGUGGAAAGGAAGUUAAUGGACAAUUUAUAUACACACUCAUGAUGGGCUUAUUGCAUACCACAAUUAUGCAUAAAAAUCGAAUUACAUAGAUCUGGGGUAUGUUAUGGUUUUUGCCUAUGAUAUCCUGAAUAAAGAUGUAAUAUCAUCACAAUAUAAUAAUGAGAACCAACAUUUCUGCCUUCCGUAGUACUGUUUUUGGUUUCUUCCUUACUUUGUCAAACGCGCAAUUCUUGACGACGGAUACGAAUAUUACCCAUGUUUUAUUGGUUCAUAAGCAAAUUAACGAGAAAGUCAUAUCAAUAUCGAAGGAAAGCCUAUCGCCGUUUGCGCAACGAUAUUUUGGUUGUUUCCAUUCGUCAUGGAAUCUGAACGCACGGGAUAUAACACAAACACUGCAACAUCCGCUAAAAGUGUUUCGGCUUUUAAAGCAUCUGACAUAUGACUGGGAUACGGUGGCUGCACGAUAUGGUCAAAGAGCUGCACGAUAAUUCGCUAUCGGACUAUACCCUGGCAGAAAUAGAAUCUACUCGAACGAGCUGCACGAUUCCCCGGUUUAGAUGACCUUGAGGCGAUCAGCGAGGCCACUGGCCAGCUGCAGUCCAUGUACAAGCUAAACAUCCUGGAUGUUUCCAGUGGCAUUAUUGCAAACUCCACUGAACAAAUUUCACGAUUAAACGCCGAAGAGUGCCUGCUCAUCGGAUCGGCGCUGUUCAAAAACCAUCGGUAUGGUUUGGCGGCGGAAUGGAUGCAGGUAUCCCAACAGCGUUUUGCUGAGGAAGGUCUGACUGAUUCAUCAGUUGUGACAACAACGCAAGCAGUGAUCGAGAUCGCCGUGCAGCAUGCACGGAAGAACGCCACUGUAAAUGCUGUGCGGCAACUGACAACGGCCUAUCACGAAGAGCUGUGCCGGAACGCGGAUGCAAAGGGGGUCCUUAGCAGCUACUUGCGUUGUUACCACGAAACGUACGGCAAUCCGUUUCUCCUCCUGCAACCACUGGAAAUGGAGAUCAUUAGCACGAAGCCGUCGGUGAUUUUUAUCCAUAGAUUCUUGCGGGACGAUCAAGCCGAUCAACUAGUUGAAAUCGGCCGGGAAAAUGUAAGAAGGCCAAAGAGCACAUACGGCGCCACAAAUCGCACAAACACCGCAAAACGCCGGUUAGCCAAAAGUGCAGCGCUUCGAGCAAAUACGAGCUCGUUCAUUCAGCAAAUCGACCGCUGGUCAGCCAUGGCGACCGACCUAAAUUCCCAGUAUGCUGAAUCAUUACAAAUCAAAAACUAUCCUGUUGGCGGUGCGCUACAACUUCACUUCGACGUACUGCAGCAGGGCCCACUGAAUUUCACCGCACCCGACAGAAUGGCCACGCUACUGGUGUACCUGAACGAUGUGGAACACGGUGGAGCCACUAUCUUUCCCCUGUUGGAUCUAACCGUCCCGGCGGUGAAGAACGGCGCGGUGCUGUGGUAUAAUCAGUAUAAGGAUGGGAUUCCAGAUGGACGGACAUUACAUGCCGGUUGUCCAGUGCUGUUGGGAACGAAAUGGGUGACCAUUAAAUGGUUGCACAAUAUCGGCCACUGGAGGCAGCGUCCGUGUGGACUGCAGGAAGAUAGCAAGAAUGGGUUAACUGUUAGUCAAGUGCACGAUUUAUUUAAACCGUCCGGCUAAAUAUACAUUAGAUGGUCUCUGAUCAGGUGCAUUUGUGCGAGCAAGCAAAGUGCUGUAAAA